Actinia tenebrosa (Australian red waratah sea anemone) is the source of this 1919-nucleotide messenger RNA. RefSeq lists its product as uncharacterized. NCBI's taxonomy places the organism in Eukaryota, Metazoa, Cnidaria, Anthozoa, Actiniaria, Actiniidae. The record is from RefSeq and is a predicted model, not a curated record.
UCAAAGCAUGAGUCGUUUCAAAGAGGUCAUUUAAUAAAGGCAUACCUAAGAACUGCAAUACUCAUUAGGAGAAAAGGGUUCACGUGCGAGUCAACAGCAAGGACAUAGCGGAUCUUAUGAACAGAUACUAACAAGAAGUGUUGUGGACUUACUCGACUGACAAUGAAGAACUUUGUGUGGCUUAAUGCUGUGAUGUUGUGGCUGGCCGUGAUCAGCACGAAGAGGGCAACAGCACUUUUGGCCAAGAAGUGCAAAAAAGAUGUGGACUGCAAUGCCAUCUCUCAAACAUGUCAUCCUUUGCUCAAGAUAUGCGUAGCAAAACAAGGCUCCUUGACUGUCCCGGGAAGACGAAGUCCAAAGCCAAUCUGCAAGAAAUGCWUGGCUAAUGAAACCUGUCAUUCAAUAUUCAAAAUKUGUMUGAAGACUAUCACCCCUCCAUCAACAAGAAAUAACAAGAAACCCACAGCAYCAGACUGUAAGCACGACGRUGACUGCACAAAYAAUAAAUACUGCCACAAAACCUUUCACAAGUGUCUGGAUAUUCCAGUCAUACCAACCAUGUCUACUGCAAGACGCUCUACUCAAUCCUGCAGAAAUGACUCAACCUGUGGCAAGAAUCGCUACUGCCAUGAUUUCUUCAAAAUAUGUUUAGAAAGACUGACAGUAUUUCAGAACGUAACAACACCAYCAGUAAAGUAUAACUGCACCAGAGAUAUUGACUGYCUUCCUGGACAAUACUGUCGAAAUAUGACCAAMACUUGUUUACAAGUUAAAAAYCUGUCUGGUAGUGGUUUGCCUUCACCUCCACCCAAACACGGCAGGUGCAGCAAAGAUUCUGACUGCAAUAURAAUGAAUUCUGUCAUCAGCAUGUUUCUGUGGCURCAACUAAAAAACGAAGACGAAAAUGCAGCAGUGGACGUCGCUGUUCUCCAACAAGAAGACAACAGACAGGUCUGGGAGUGUGCACMAYAUCAAUGGUAGCACUACAUCCACCCAGUGGAAACUGUAGUCGCGAUGGUGACUGUGGACCCGGCAUGUGUUGCUUAACCAAGCUUGGCAUAUGUAAGCAUAUUUCUACAAGAGGAGAUCCAUGUGUUACGCAGCCGGCAGAUUUCACUUGCCCCUGCUCGACAAAUCUUUUCUGUAAAGCGAACUCAAAGAAGAGAAAGCUGAAAGGAAGGCGACUGGAAAGAAGACUGAACCUGUCGACACACAUYCRUAGAGAACUGAAGAAACGAGGCCUGSUCAUCCACAAAAAGYACRUGUAUGGUAAAUGCCACAAAAUUGCAAACUAAACAAUAUGACAUUGGUAAGAAUAAAGUUCUGCUUAAAGUUGACAUUGACUGCAACGAGUAGACGCUURAAUAUUCGAUAUUACAUGAAUAUUAGAUUUGAUUUUAGCAGUCACCAAUAUGAUUUCAGUACAUUGUAAUCAGAUUAUUCACUGUCAAGGCAGAUGUAUCUCAUGUGGCAUGGCGUCCUGGUUAAUGAUCGAUCUGAAGAUUGAAUGGAUACGCGCUAUUUUGUAGGCUCAUAACGUGAUUCUUCAAAUGUCCUGAACAGUAAUAUUACUUGAUUGCAUGCAGAAGAUUACUGAACUUUCGAUGCAUGUUUAGUUUAUACUUGGUUAACGCAUUGCAUUCAAGCAACAAGAUUGCAACCAUUUCAUAAAGAUGGCAGCACGCGCGCUUAUGRCUAUAAAUAGGAUGAGAGAUGGCUUCAAGAACGUUCUAUUGCUGUACCAUAGAAGUAGUUGUAGUAAUAACACAGGUAGCCCAAUGCUUGUGCACAGUAAUAUCACAGGUAACCCAAUGUGUGUGUUCUGUGCAUUUCAGAUUGUAUUGUGUAGCACAGUAAGACCACAGGUAACCCAAUGUGUGUGUUCUGUGCAAUUCAGAUUGUAUUAGGUGUAGCACAG